This is a messenger RNA of Suillus subaureus, 2865 nucleotides long. RefSeq lists its product as uncharacterized. The coding region runs from base 1 to 2865 and encodes 954 amino acids. NCBI's taxonomy places the organism in Eukaryota, Fungi, Basidiomycota, Agaricomycetes, Boletales, Suillaceae. The transcript has 22 exons. The record is from RefSeq and is a predicted model, not a curated record.
AUGUCUUUGUUCUCAAUUUUAAGCUUUUCUGCCUGCUCUUUUGUUCAAGGUGCUUCUUCUGCUAAUGUGUCUCUUUUGACAUCCAGUCUGCACCUAGGACUUUUGUCAUCCAGUCUAUGUGUCUUUGCCAGUCUACAUGUCUUUGCCAGUUUAUGCCUCUUUUGUCAAGUGUGGUGUACUGACUACAUUCUCAACUUUUCUGCCUGCUCUCCCUCAUCAGCAGCCAUGGCCCGCACCAAGAUGACCACCAAGAAGUCAAACAGUGGCUCAGCACCAUGCAUCCUCCUCAAGGCCUCAAGAACACAUGUUUCUGGAGGACAAGGCCAGCACAAGAAGGCUUUGUCUACUACCAAGGGUACCUUACCUGUGGGAGGUGGCAACUUAGAGAAGAGUUUUGUUCACAAUGAGUUUUGCAUCAUCUGCAGGGAUGGUGCAGAGCACUCUGAAGAGAAUACUCUCUUCAUGUGUGCUCUGUGUCCCAGAGUAGUCUGCAAAAUGUGCCUGCAGUUGCCACCUGACAUGCAUACUAAAGUCCUGCAAGAGGACAUCUCAUUCAGGUGUAUUUGUUGCCAUAUCAAAAUGGAACAAUGCUGCACCUACUUUGGUUUCUAUAACACCAAUGGCCUUCCAUCGUUGGACAGGUUCUUGGCCAUCAAUGGUGCACUUGAGCCUUACUUCACUGGCAGCAGCAUUCAAUAUCUCGAGAUCUACUACGACAUCACUACAGAUGCCAAGCUUGCCCCCUACCGAACUCAAGUGCGCCAGAUGAUCAAAGGUUUGGGGAAAUCAUUUACCUGGGAGCACGUUGUCAUUGGCAUGUCCACUCACACUGACAACCAAUUCGGAGACCCUUUUACCGGGUAUGGGGAUGAUGAUCCAAAGGGCUAUGUCAGCACUCCAGUCAAUGAUUUCUUGGAAAUUCUUCUCCACCCCUGGCAAGAUGCUGUUCUUCAACACAACUUGACCACUACCAUGGCAUUCAAUGCCCCUUGCUUUCAACCAUCUUUUGCCUCCCAUUUGCUCCUUGCAUUCACAGAGAAGGUUCUCAUUGGACAGUGCCCAAUUCGGUUGGCAUUCAAGGAUAUGCCUGCACAGUCCUGUGACCUUGGCCACCACUCUGAUGUAUUUCUGCUAACACCUGUCAUGGAGGGAGCCCUCAAGAUCUCUAGGUUUGCAUGGGCUCAUUUGGAGUUCCAUCCAUGGGGCAACCACCUGCCUAUCCAAUGCAGUGGAUGUGGUUGGGCUAAUUCAUGGCGGUCUGCCUUUGUCAAUGGGAGCAAGGACAAGAGUUACAUUUUUGAGUGCAAAAAUGACUCUUGCAAUGCUGUUUUGGAUGAGCACAAGAUUUCCUAUGUUUCAGCUAAAGGAAACCCUGCUGAGAGGGCAAAAAUCCUCAAAAACAUCAAAGAUACUAUACUUGAAAGCAAUGAGGCUAAGGAUCCUUCAACUAUGCUUCCAGGCAAUAACAUUCAGAAGGCUAUCCAUACAUAUUACUUGCAUUUUCUGGAGGACAAUGAGGACUGUGAUCUUGAGCAAAAAAUCAUUGAGGGAGCUCAUAAACUCACAUCUGGUGCAGGCAUCAUCACUGUAGAUAUGGUCAAAGACUGUCAGGAUGAUAAGCCUCUGGAUGCUGCAGCAUUCAAGACUGAAUUCUUGACUUUUGAUGUCGCCCAGAAAUUGUUCAAAGAAGAAAUUAGGGAGUAUGACAAAAAGCACCAUGACACCUCUGACCUAAGGUCCAUGGGGACAAGGACAAAGCUGGUCCAGUCCUGGUACAAUGCCCUGUCACCAGAUGUGCAUGAGGAGCUCAGACUUGUGGCAGAAAAGUGGAACCAGGAAGGUCCUCAUUCCGAUGCCAAGGACAGCUGGGAAUCCUGUCCCAGGACUGCGAAGAAAACUUUUACUCUGGCUUCCAAAGAAAACAAGAAAUGGGCUGGAGAGUUGCAAGACCGACUUGCUGACUGGCUGAAUGAAGCCAAGUACACAACAGGCAUAGACCCUGAGGACCAAUCUGAUGAGGAAGAUGAGAAGUUACCCAAUUUAACAGUGGAUGUAGAUGAUGAGGGCUAUCCUUGCCUACCAACAGGCUUUGAAUCUCUCAUGCUCAAGAACCAGCAGAAGUUUAUUGGGUAUAAGGAAGGUGACUUCUAUGAUUCACUGGCUAAGAAGGGGGAUCAAACUCCAGAUCCUAAGGGCAAGGCUAGGAAGCAGCAUCUGCCUGUCUGGGCAUCUUGGACAUGGUCUGAGGCAUAUCUACCUCAAAAUAUGCACAAUGAUGUUCAGGCAUCCUUUGUGGCUUUGGAGGAAAUAGGCAACUAUAUCAUCAAAUCUCAUGGUUGGGGUAUGAUUGUUGUCCUGGGCCUUGGACUCCUCCUUCAUGAGUGUCAACGCGCUCAGGAGUAUGAAGCAGAUGAGGCUGGAGAUGAUGUGCCUCAAUAUUUGAGUGACUCCAUCCUUGGCUUUGAGGUGAAGGUGGACGCAAUGCUGCCAGAUGAUAAUGAGAAGCAGAUGACAGUGGGGGAAGAAGUUCAUAUGAGGUGUCUGGAGAACAAAAGGCAGGUGAAAGAGAGGAGGGAGGUGGAGCAGGCAUGGUUGGCAGAGGAAAAGAGGGUAACUGAGAAAAAGAGGGUGGCUGAGGAAAAGAGGGUGGCUGAGGAGGCUCAGGUUGCUCAGGAGAAGAAGGCUGCUAAGGAAAAGAGGGUUGCUGAGGUGUCUCAGAUGACUGAGGAGAGGGCUGCCACAUCAAAGAAGGCAAGCAGUACUAACACUGGGGGAAAAGGGAAGGGGCAGGGGCAGCCACCACUGAACACUUUUUGGACCAUUGGGCCAGCCGGUCUGUGCAGAUAUGGCCAGCCAGGCUACUGA